Kazachstania africana CBS 2517 is the source of this 3126-nucleotide messenger RNA. It is a transcript of the gene NMD2, whose product is annotated as Nmd2p. The transcript is spliced from 2 exons. The record is from RefSeq and is a predicted model, not a curated record. NCBI's taxonomy places the organism in Eukaryota, Fungi, Ascomycota, Saccharomycetes, Saccharomycetales, Saccharomycetaceae. Gene Ontology annotation, molecular function: protein binding; RNA binding. Gene Ontology annotation, cellular component: cytoplasm; exon-exon junction complex. Gene Ontology annotation, biological process: nuclear-transcribed mRNA catabolic process, nonsense-mediated decay. The coding region runs from base 1 to 3126 and encodes 1041 amino acids.
AUGAAUGAUGAAAGAAGAUCAGAGCUUUUUGAGCUGAAUACUAGAGCUUGGAAUGGGGAGGAUGUUUUUCCAUUGAAAAACAAGAAAUUAGAUUCUAGUAUUAAAAAAAAUACAGGAUUUAUAAAGAAAUUGAAGAAAGGUUUUACGAAGGAUUCCAAAGAUUCUUUAUUGAAGGAUUUAUCUGAAAUUUCUUUGGCAAAGUAUCUAUCAGAAUUAGUUACUACUGUAAAUGAGGUACUUUCGAACGUACCAAACAGGAAUGAAGAGGUUCUCGUCGCUAUAGAAGUCAUCAGUGCCAUGCAUCAAAGAUUUAGUACAAGUUUCACACCAAAGCUGUUCCAGCUUUUCCUAGGCAAUUUUGAAAACCCAGCAGAUUCUGCCAAUAUUGAGAAGAAUGAAAUAACCAGACUGAAUAAGUUAAAUGGUAAUUUACGGAUAUUCACAGAGUUAUACUUAGUUAAUAUCUUUACUACUUUGGAUGAUGUUGUCUCCAAAGAUGCACUUCCAUUAUUUUUGCAAAAAGGGUUGAAUAAGAAAGAAAGUCUUCUUUUUAGUAUACUUAAAGAAGUUUUAAAUUUCAAGUUUAACUUGGGCUACACCACAACUGUCGGAACAAGCUUCGUGAAGAGAUUUCCCUUCUUCUUUGAUAAAGAUGACACUACUUGGGAUAAGUUUAUCUCAGACGAGACUGUCAGACCAUCCCUACAAGCCUUAUUUAAAGUCUUCACAGAAGCUGUUUCUGGUAAAGCAGUUGAGUUAAAUAAGAAAAUAAACAAAUUGAUGAAAGAGCAUCAGAAAUGUCAAAUUAGAACGGGGAAAUUAGUAGAUGAAUAUAUCGAAGAGCAUGACACUUUAAUGCCAAUCUUUGAAAGAUUCAAAAGUGCUAUAGAAAUAUUGGGGGAAGCUUUAAAUAUGAAUGUUCCAAAAUUUAAAGAUGAAAAACCCAUUGAAGAUGAAGCUAUCGUACCUAUGAUAAUAAAUCAAGUACUGCCUCCUAAUGAGAGACUGUGGGAAAAUGAUGAAACCCGUAGAUUCUAUGAGAAUCUUCCAGAUAUUGCAGAUUUGGUAGAAGAAUCAAUGAACUCAACAGAUGCCGCACAGUCUACAGCCGAUGCGAUAAACGAAUUCUUCAAUGUAUUAGAAAUGACUGAAACAAAGGAAUCGAUCGAUGAACUAACCGUAUCGUACUGGAGAAAUCAUUUGGACAAUAAAGCAACUAGAAAUAGACUGCUAAAGUUUUUUAUUGAAACUCAAGAAUGGAGUAAAAUUAGGAUAUAUUCUAGAUUUGUUGCUUCAAAUAGUCAGUACCUUCCUGAAGUUAGCGAGGAACUUAUUAAGUAUCUGGAUAACGGCUUCAGAAAUCAGUUGCACUCAAAUAAAAUAAAUGUGAAGAAUAUCAUUUUCUUCAGUGAAAUGAUCAAAUUUAUGCAGGUACCAAUAUUUAUGAUUUUCCACAAAAUAAGGACAUUAAUCAUGAAUCUUCAUGUGCCUAACAACAUUGAAAUUUUAACCAUUUUUUUUGAGCAUUGUGGAAAAUUCUUAUUGAAUAAGCCUGAACUACAGCCCCAGAUGGAAAAGAUGGUAGAUUUACUGAGAACUAAGAUGAGAGAUAGACAAUUGAACAUGUCAUUAAAAAGUGCUUUAGAUAAUCUACUUACAUUACUUUUUCCUCCCUCUAUCAAAUCGCUCAAUCUUGAAGGAAGGAAAUUAACCCCUGAAGAAGAAUUUUACACUGUUCUGAUUAGAAGUGAACUCUCUAAUGUAGACUAUAGAAGGGCGGUAAAUCUGAUACGUAAGGCGAAUUGGAAAGAUGGAAAUGUGUAUAACACAUUGUUCGCUCUAUUCACAGAACCUGAAAAAGUGAACUAUCAAAAUAUAUCCAUUUUGUCUAAACUUCUGAAUGGUUUAUAUGCCUAUCAAAGAAAUUUUGUUAUUAAAACCAUAGAUCAGGUACUAGAAAAUAUUGAACGUGGACUGGAAACUAAUGUUUACAGUGAAAAUAUGUCUAGAAUAGCAAAUGUCAGAUAUUUAACAGAAAUAUUUAACAUGGAGAUGAUCAAGGCCACCGUUUUUUUGGAUGUUAUUAAUAAUAUCAUCAGGUUUGGAUGUUUCAGAAAUUUGCCAAAUCCUGCAUAUUUAAACGAAUCAGACCCACCUGAUAAUUAUUUUAGGGUGCACCUAGUGACCACGAUUCUACUAAAUGUAAGAAGAUUUCCUUCCACUUUGACAAAACGAUUGGGCUUGUUGACAAGGUUCUUUGAAUAUUACAUAUUCACAAAGAAUCAACCAUUACCAAAGGAAACAGAAUUCAAGGUAGUUGAUACUUUCGCUAAGAUAUCUGAAACAAUUACUUUUUCAAGAGCCGAUAAUAUAAAAGACUGUGCCUCUAUAUUAGAGGGGCUAGUAAAGUCAUUGAAACCAGUGAAUAAUUCGAUUAAGAACUGUGAGGCCCCAUUACAGAGUGAAGAAGAUUAUGAAGAAGAGGAAGAUGACGAAGACAAUGACGAAGGCCAACAAAUUGACGAUGAUUACGAAAAUUUCGAGGAUCAAAAACAAACUACAGAAGAUGGUGUUGAUUUUCUGGAUGAUUUAUCAGAUGAGAAUGAGAGCGACUUAGCCAAUGACGAUAGUAGUAGUGAGGAGGACGAAUCUGAUGACGAAGAUGAAGACGAAGACGAUGAUAAUUUCAAUGAUAUUGACGCAGAUAGGAAUACUGAAUUGAAGAGAAUGUAUGAUGAAUAUGAGAAGAGAUUAAAGAGUGAAGAAGAGAAAAAGGCAGAAGAAGAGUUAGAGAAACAGUUCCAACAAUUGAUGCUAGAAUCGGUUGAAGAGAGACAAAAUGAGAAGGCCAGUAGUGACAGAAUGCCUAUCAUCACUUCAAAUAUGUCUGGUUUAAAUAAACCUAAGCUGGCUAUUGCAAGGAAGACUAAUGAUGGUGCUUCGAACGGUAGUUCUGAAAAGGUGGCUUUUGCAUUCUUAACCAAAUCGGGUAAGAAAACCAGUUCGCGUACUUUAGCAUUACCUACUGAUGUUAAAUUUGUUUCUGGAGUCUUAAAAGAAGAAGAAAAGUUAAAAAAUGAGAGAGAAAAGAUCAAGCGGAUUGUUUUACAGCGUACCUUUGAUUGA